AUGUACAAUCCGGGUUGGAGAGAUCACCCAAAUUUUUCGUGGAUAAAUCAGCUAGGACAGUCCUCAAUGAUUCCACAGUUUGAGCAACCAAUCGAACCGAAGAAGCCUUGUCUUGAGGAUAUGUUUGCCCAAUUCAUGCACGGUACGCAAGCUUCAAUUCAGAAAUUAUGUAUACAAUUGGGACAGCUAGCUAAUGUAGUGAAUGAGAUGAGUCAAACCGAAGUUAAUCCAAGAGGUAUGAAGCAUGCAAAGGCAAUUAGAACUCUACGAAGCGGCAAGUCAUAUGGCAGAGAAGAUAAGGAUGUGAUUUUGGGGGAUGAGAGAGUUAAAGAUACAUCAAUUGUGCCUCCAUCAUCACAAGAGGAAAGUGACCAAUUAAUUCCUCCUAGUGCACCACCGGUUGCCCCAUUGAAGGAGAGAGUUUACAUACCUCCUCUACCUUUUCCUCAACAAUUUCAGAAGCAAAAGAAAGACAGACACAUGCUGGAUAUCAUGGAAUUGUUCAAGAAAGUUCACAUCAACAUUUCGCUAUUGGAUGUAAUUAAACAAAUUCCAUCAUAUGCCAAGUUCCUCAAGGAUGUUUGUACUAAUAAAAGGAAGUUUGCGGAGCAUGAGAGGGUGAUGCUAAACGAAGAGUGCAGUGCUAUUCUACUCAAUAAAUUGCCACCAAAGUUGAAAGAUCCAUGGAGUUUUACAAUCCCUUGUCAACUAAGUGUUGGAGAGAUGCAACCAACAUCAAUAAGCUUACAACUCGCGGAUCGGUCCAUCAAAUUUCCACUUGGAAUUAUUGAAGAUAUGUUGGUGAAAGUGGAUAGUUUCAUACUUUCGGCUGAUUUUAUUAUACUUGAUAUGGAAGAAUGCCGAGAAGUUUCCAUCAUCAUGGGUCGUCCAUUCUUGGCAACCGCUGGCACUAUUAUUGAUGUCAAGAAGGGCUUGUUAACCAUGAAUGUUGAAGGAGAGUCGCGGAGUUUCAAGUAUUUGAAGCCAUGA
Molecule: messenger RNA, 990 nt
Organism: Tripterygium wilfordii
Lineage: Eukaryota; Viridiplantae; Streptophyta; Magnoliopsida; Celastrales; Celastraceae
Exons: 2
Coding region: 1-990 (329 amino acids)
Source: RefSeq, a predicted model, not a curated record